CCAAUAUUAGCAUAAACCAUUAGUAAAUGUUCCUUUAGAACCCUACAUAAAGGGCUUCAGUGUCCCCCAUUCACCACUGUUGUGCCCCUUAAGGACCCCUCAACAGCCCCACUUUCACCUAGCCGGCCAACUCUCCCCCUCUUUCCACAAACCCCAUUUUUUAGCACCAUUUCCUAGUGUACUCGUGUGCUUUUGAAAAUUUUUAAGAUUAUUCCUCUUGUUCUGUUUUCUGCUCAAAGCUCUUUUAUCUGUCCCUUUCUUUUAGUUUCUGACAUGGCAUCCUCUGGCACUGGCUCCCCUUGUGGUGCAUGCAAGUUUCUGAGACGAAAAUGCGCCUCUGACUGUAUAUUUGCGCCUUAUUUCUGCUCGGAACAAGGCCCUGCAAGGUUUGCAGCCAUCCACAAAGUUUUUGGUGCUAGCAAUGCCUCCAAAUUGUUGUUGCAUAUCCCAGCUCAUGAUCGAUGUGAGGCGGUUGUCACCAUUGCUUAUGAGGCCCAAGCAAGGAUUAGAGACCCGGUCUAUGGUUGUGUUGCUCAUAUUUUCGCCUUGCAGCAACAGGUGGCAUACCUCCAAGGUCAAUUAAUGCAAAUGAAAGCACAACUAGCUCAAAAUGCUAUGAAUUCACAUAACAUGGAGAGUCAAUGGCAAGGCAAUCUUUCUGGUGGUCCUUCCAUUCCAACAUAUCCAAUCUACAUGAAUCCCAUUUCGCCACAAAGCUCACUUGAGUCUGUUGAGCUCAACAGUGCUGAUAACUUGAAUAUGCAAGAAAUACAAAGCAGAGAGGAGUUUUCUAAUUUCCAUGGUUACUCUAGGAAGAGACCAUACAAUAGUGAUUUGGGUGAGCUUCAAGCACUUGCCCUUAGAAUGAUGAGGAACUGAACUAAAAAACCAUCCUUUUGUUUUUGUUUUCUUUUUCAUUUAUGGAGUUAUGAUUCUGGUUCCGUUCUGAUG
Messenger RNA from Gossypium raimondii (Peruvian cotton), 951 nucleotides. Its product is annotated as LOB domain-containing protein 16. The record is from RefSeq and is a predicted model, not a curated record. The coding region runs from base 274 to 879 and encodes 201 amino acids. Gene Ontology annotation, cellular component: nucleus. The transcript has 2 exons. Gene Ontology annotation, biological process: hormone-mediated signaling pathway; positive regulation of DNA-templated transcription. Lineage: Eukaryota; Viridiplantae; Streptophyta; Magnoliopsida; Malvales; Malvaceae.